Molecule: messenger RNA, 1996 nt
Organism: Elgaria multicarinata webbii
Lineage: Eukaryota; Metazoa; Chordata; Lepidosauria; Squamata; Anguidae
Product: F-box/LRR-repeat protein 2-like
Exons: 7
Coding region: 10-1941 (643 amino acids)
Biological process (GO): SCF-dependent proteasomal ubiquitin-dependent protein catabolic process
Cellular component (GO): SCF ubiquitin ligase complex
Molecular function (GO): protein binding
Source: RefSeq, a predicted model, not a curated record
CUCCGGGCAAUGAUGGAGGCGUGGAGGCUGCCUGUGGAGAUUAUCACAUAUAUCCUGAGUUUCCUGCCCAUCUCGGAUAGGAAACAGGCCUCUCUGGUGAACCAAACCUGGUACUUUGCAGCCCAGGACUCCCUGCGUCAGGAGGAUAUCAUCUUCAACAUCCCGGCGAGCUCCGCCUCCCUCAGGACCAUCGUAGGCCUGGCCCGAAGGCACGUGUGCAACGUCAAUAUGCUGAACCUGGACAGUUCCACCACUUCCCGGGACAUUGUCAGGUACGUUGCCAGGUACCUGGGGCCCCACCUGAGCAGCUUGUGCCUGCAAGGGAGCAGCCUGACAGAGGCCAGCUUUGAGGAGCUCCUCCUGGCCUGCCCCUCCCUCACAGCCCUGGAUCUCAGCGGCUGCAACAGCCUCUUCAUGUCUGGGACGCUGCUCUCCAAAAAGGAGUCUUACCUGCAAGCCCAAAAAGCUUUGGUCAACCUGCAGGAGCUUCACCUGUCCGGCGUGCGCUACCUGUCCGACCUCACUUUCAACCGCUUGACCGGCUGCUCUCCGCGCCUGGCCAGGCUCUCCCUCGCCCGUUGCCACGUCACCUUCGAGUUCGACGCUUACUACGGCUCCAGCAACUACAACUCCUCGGUCCUGCUGUCGUUCCGCAAUCUCUUGCAGUUGCUGAGGGAGCGAGCCGGCACCCUGAAGGCUUUGGACUUGAGCGGGACCAGCAUCUCCAGCCAGGCCGUGAAGUCCCUGGUCCAAGUGGAGCACCUGCGCCUGCGAGAGAUAGUGCUGCAGGCCUGCCGGGAUCUGACCAACGAGGCCGUGAGCCUCCUGUGCCAGCACCAGCCUCACCUCACCACGCUGGACCUGAGCGGCUGCUCUGAGCUGACCGACCGGGCCGUCCUCGUCAUCAGCUCCCGGCUCUUGGCCCUUCAGCAUCUGCGGCUGGGGAAGCUCCCGCGGCUGACCGACACCGGCUUCCAGGGCAUCUCGCACCUGAAGCAUCUCCGAAGCCUGGAUGUGUCCGAGUGCAGCCUCGUGAGCGGCAGUGAACUGGUGAAAGCUUUCAGUGCCGUCGAGCCCAAACCGGUCUCCCUGAAGGUCGCCUUCUGCUGUUUACUACGCGACAGCUCGGUCAUCUCUCUGGCUGAAGCCCUGAGCAGCAGCCUGCGGGUUCUGGAUCUCUCGUCCUGCGUAGCCAUCACCAAUCGGAGCGUCCAAGCGAUCUCUUCCCACCUCUUGCGCUUGACUGUCUUGCGGUUGGCCUGGUGCAAAGAACUGACGGACUGGGGCCUGCUGGGAGUUGAGGAGCCCAGAGAGGAGCGUGAACGUGCCAGAGAGAAGGAUGCUGGCCCAAAGUUCAGCAGGAAUUUUGGCAACAUGGGCUUCUUCCAGCCACCUCCACAGGAUCUGGAGCAAGACAGCCAGAUUCUCAUGGACCUCGCCAAGCAGGAUGCCCAAGAGACGUCCCAAGCCUCCUUGAGUGCCCUGACCGGCCUGCAGGAGCUUGACCUGACCGCCUGCGGGAAGCUGACGGACCUGAGCCUUGCCAAGGUCAUUGGCUUCCCUGAGCUCCGCCAGCUGUCCCUCAGCCUCGUGCCCAAUGUCACAGACGUGAGCCUUCUAGCCGUUGCUCGCAACUGCCGGGCCUUGGAGCACCUCUCGCUAAGCCACUGCGUGAACCUGACCGAUCAAGGCUUUGUGGAGGCAGCCGGCUCACUGCCUAGACUGCAGCACCUCGUCCUCUCUGGCUGUAAUCAGCUGACACCAAAGACACUGAAGGCCAUUGGCCAAGAGUGCCAGCAGCUGAAAUGCUUGGAUGUCUCCAUGUGCAGCCAGAUUACCAUGGCCGACGUUGAACAUUUCCAAGCGCACCUCCCGCCGCAGAGUCAGGCUAGCAUCCAGUCGCGGUUCGUGGGCGGGGCAGACCUUUCCAUCACUCUCUGAAAUGGGGGCUUUGUAAGCCAUCAGCCCAGGGAAACGUAGAGACAACCUGGUAGCC